AUGAGGUUGCGCACGCAGCGCGUCGCUUCACCCGGAAGUAGAUGCCUGACUGCCCUGCGCGAACCCGCGAAUAUGAACCCUUUGACUAAGGUGAAGCUGAUCAAUGAGCUGAAUGAGCGAGAGGUUCAACUUGGCGUUGCAGAGAAGGUGUCUUGGCACUCGGAGUACAAGGACAGCGCCUGGGUGUUUCUUGGAGGGCUUCCUUAUGAGCUGACUGAGGGAGACAUCAUCUGUGUGUUCUCACAAUAUGGGGAGAUUGUCAACAUUAAUCUUGUGAGAGACAAAAAGACUGGGAAAUCCAAAGGAUUCUGUUUCCUGUGCUAUGAAGAUCAGAGGAGUACAGUUCUGGCUGUUGAUAAUUUCAAUGGAAUCAAAAUCAAGGGAAGAACUAUCCGUGUGGAUCAUGUGUCUAACUAUCGGGCACCUCAGGAAUCAGAAGACAUGGAUGAUGUGACCAGAGAGCUCCAGGAGAAGGGCUGUGGGGCUAAUACACCUUCAUCAAGUUCACCUGAGGACUCUGAAGAUGUCAAAUCCAUAAAAAAGCACAAAAAAGACAAAAAGGAAAAAAAGAAAAGAAAGAAAGAAAAAGAGAAGACUGAUCGGGAGGUACAAGCAGAGCAGCCGCCUUCCUCUUUGUCCCCUAGAAGCAAGCCAGUAAAGGAAAAGGAUGACUCUGGCCCUAAGAAGCACAGCAGCAAGAACUUGGAGAGAGCGCAGAAGUCCGGGUCCAGAGAGGGGAGGAAGAACUACCCAGGCUCCCCUGAAGUCAGGACUUCCUACCAUGGUGGAGCCGAGAACCCUGAGAGGGAGCCAAAGAAUGAGAAACCCAAGCAUGAGCACAAGUCCUCAAGCAGGAGGGAGGCAAGAGAGGACAAGAACAGGGAGAGGGAUAGGGGCCGAAGCUCAGGCAAACAUUCCAGCAGGCACAGUGGGCAUUCAGAAGGGCGGAGUCAUAGAAGUAGAAGUAGGAGUCUGGAUAAGUUCCAUAGGCAUAAAAAGCAGAGGUCCUCUUGGGAGUGGGAGUCCUUUCAUUCCAGUGACCAUAAGCAUUAUUGAAGUCUGUUCCAGCUGCCCAGUUUUUUGAAAAUGAAUUUUGUCAUACAAGUAUCAAAUUUUCUUUUUAUUGCUAUAUAUGAAAUUUCUGGGGCUGAAUUCUUCCAAUCCUUUGCACAGUAGAGUUGUUGAGAAGGCUAUAAUUUCAAUAGCCACAUGCCUUUUUUCAAAAACAUGCUCUGUUGUCUCUAGAAAAAUACUGGGUACUGACCCAGAGGUGUGUCCUAAAUUUUGGUUUAUUAAACUCAUACACAUAUUUAAGAUGAACUUUUCAGGAAAGACGAAAUAGCAAAAAAAAAUGGUAGAGGUCUUUAUGGCAGUGUUUAGAACCCAACACUGUAGGGCCUUUGCACAUGACAGGUAGAACCAUAAAGAAGGGCCCAUCAUGGGAUCUAGAUAGCUUAAUGUGCAUGUGAUAGGAUUCAGCCAAUUUCCUCCCCAGUUCCUUUGAAAAUGGUUUUUGAAUGUGCUUUUGUUCUGAUUUUGUUUUUACCAUGCCAGUGGUAGAAACCAGGUCCUUGCACAUGUGAGGCAAGUGUUCUACCACUCAGCUACAUAUAGUUCCCUUCAUACUGUGUUUGACUUUGGGGGGGGAUUAUAUGAUUCUCUGUAUUUUUCCUUUGUAAUUUAUUUAUUUGUAUUGAGAUGAAAUUCAUAUGAAACAAAAUGAAUCAUUUUAAACAGUU
Molecule: messenger RNA, 1739 nt
Organism: Nannospalax galili (Upper Galilee mountains blind mole rat)
Lineage: Eukaryota; Metazoa; Chordata; Mammalia; Rodentia; Spalacidae
Gene: Rbmx2
Product: RNA binding motif protein X-linked 2
Exons: 6
Coding region: 1-1056 (351 amino acids)
Biological process (GO): mRNA splicing, via spliceosome
Cellular component (GO): U2 snRNP; catalytic step 2 spliceosome; precatalytic spliceosome
Molecular function (GO): RNA binding
Source: RefSeq, a predicted model, not a curated record